Molecule: messenger RNA, 726 nt
Organism: Geosmithia morbida
Lineage: Eukaryota; Fungi; Ascomycota; Sordariomycetes; Hypocreales; Bionectriaceae
Exons: 2
Coding region: 1-726 (241 amino acids)
Source: RefSeq, a predicted model, not a curated record
AUGGAGAUUGAAUCGAAAAUCCCCGGUCUCAACUUGGACCUGACUGAGCGAGAUCUAGAGCAGAGUCAACAAAUUUACAACAGUCUUCCUACCGACGAGAAUCAGCUCGAUAUUGGCCCGGCGCUUGAAGGCCUUGCCAAAAUAUUCGUCAAGCAUAAUGUCCACGAGUCGUUUGGCGUGCACUUAGCUCAUGCUCACUUCAAAAUUGGAGAAAACACCAUCUUCGCUGGCGAUGGCAGCCUUCCAUGUUGGACCAAACCAACCGAGACCGAUUCGCUAGAUCUCGAGAAUAUUUAUGGCCACAAAUUCGUCCUCGCAGACGGACGUUUCCAUCCGUACGAAUACCGCGCCGGUAUCCGGCCGCGUUCCCUCCAUAUAAGCGACUUCGUCUCCGAGUUAGCCGACUUCAUCCAGCAGAAUGGUUUAAAGGAUGCCGUUGCACUUGAGGUUUUGGAUAAGCCGCUGCCCAGGCCAUUGAUGGAGCUGGUAGUGGGGGACCAUGGCACUAUGAUGGCCCCUUCCGAAAAGCUAAUCGACUGCACGCCCUUCCGACAAACUGGCUGGACCUUUACUAAGAAAGAUGGGAAACCAAAUGUCUGCAAGGAUGGUCAGCAGUUCCACGGCGCUCAUCCGAGGGGCCAUGUGAUUGUUACAACUUCGUGGGACGUUCUUGAAAGUAAAUCAGAUGUUGUGCAUUUCUUAGAGAAAAGGGGCCUAUAUAAGUAA